UAUAAAUCGUCUAGCAUAAAUACAUCAUUUCAAAGUCCCAUUUUAUGAAAUCAUUUUUCUUUUUAAUGAGCUUACUUUGGAGAAGAAAAGCAGCAGAGAGUACCAAAAUUCAACUAUCAGAAAGGGAUUGCAUAGUAUUAGAAAAAUAUACUCGUCGCGUAAAAAAGUUUGAAGAAAUGUUUAAACUAUGCUGUUGCUGGAUUGGAUAUGAUAUCCUAUUAGAGCUUAUACCCAUUGUUGGCAAGGUUAUUUCUUUAAUGUUUUCUCUAUCACUCUAUAAACUGGCUUGUCAAGCGGAGCUACCAAGAUCGAUCAGAAAGAAGAUGUUGUAUCAUAUCAGUGUAGACUUUCUUCUUGGACUUAUUCCAAUACUUGGCAUCCUUUUAGAUAUGCUUUAUAGAGCGCAUAGUAAAAACUUGAGACUAUUAAGAAGGUUUUUGUAUGAACGAGCAAGGCAACGAAACACCAAACUAGCAGAAGAAAAAGCAUUAGCGAAUGCUGAUCGAAUACCAUUAUCAGAACGAGAAACUGACAUUUCCUAGAGAGAAAUAUAUUCAAAUGAAUAUAUCAGAUGGAUAUACGUUUAAAUUGUUUUUGUUAUAAUAAAUUAAAUACAUUGGAGCAAGAGUAUGGUGCACUAGUGUGGGAGGAAGACGAAGGGAGCCAUUCGAGGAGUCUAUUCUACACAAGAGGAGACAAACCGCUGGCCAACGGACAAACCAAGCGGAAGAGGAAUGAGGACUGCGAGGUUUUUUUUUUUAGAAGACAACUGAUUCAGGAUAAACGAAAGAGGGUCUUCGAUAGUAGGUGGUAAUUGAAGAUAACUAUGCAUGUGGAGACGUUCAAUUAAAUGAGCAUGUGUGAAUCCAGCAUUUGCGUGGUACAGGCAUGGCUGGGUUUACUCCCAGUGAUCCAACCAAAGCGCCAGCGAAGCACACGACUACAAUCACUACGAGUCAUGGGAAGCCAAAAGAGGGAGUCUUAGGUCAAUGAUGGAUGACAAGCAGACAAGAGUUUAGCAGUGGG
Rhizopus microsporus ATCC 52813 is the source of this 1026-nucleotide messenger RNA. RefSeq lists its product as uncharacterized. Lineage: Eukaryota; Fungi; Mucoromycota; Mucoromycetes; Mucorales; Rhizopodaceae. The coding region runs from base 177 to 542 and encodes 121 amino acids. The record is from RefSeq and is a predicted model, not a curated record. The transcript has 2 exons.